This is a messenger RNA of Aspergillus puulaauensis, 1893 nucleotides long. It is a transcript of the gene WHI3, whose product is annotated as RNA-binding protein. The transcript has a single exon. The record is from RefSeq and is a predicted model, not a curated record. Gene Ontology annotation, molecular function: mRNA binding. Bases 1 to 1893 code for a protein of 630 amino acids. NCBI's taxonomy places the organism in Eukaryota, Fungi, Ascomycota, Eurotiomycetes, Eurotiales, Aspergillaceae.
AUGACUGGCACUUCGAACCAGUCCAACCGUACAAGUCCGCGGUCCUAUAGCACCUCUCAGCGCACGCCCUCAGCUUCAUCGUCGGGCGCGUCACCUCCCCACCAGCCGCUUUCUUCUUUCCAGGCGCCCUCGACGGCCCAGAAUGCGAUGUCGACCGACGUGUAUCACUCAGCGUCGCAGGCUGCGAACUCUCUAGGCCCCGAUUUCUCGUCCUAUUCCUUCUCGCCACUCAGCCCCUCCUCUUCCUUCGAUAACGUCUCUCAAAAUACUUCCUCGUUCGAUACUGUGUCAUCCGCUGCCAUGCGCCUCGGUGAAUCGGAUCGGUCGGCGCAGAGCCUCAACGGCUUCAUCCGGCAAGCCGAUGUGGUGGGCGGCGGCGCGAUCUUGAUGCGAAAGCUUCCCAAGAAUACGAGUCGCGAGGCCUUGCGCAGCAUGUUUCUAUUCUCCAACGAACUGUUGGAUGCUGAUUUCGUACAUUCCGACCUUCCAGAGGACAAAGGGUUCCUAAGUGCGAUCGCGCGCUUCAGCAGCCUGUCGGCAGCGGAAGAGGCGCGAGCGCUGCUCGAUGGCAAGCCCAACUCGAAGAACGACGCCACCAUGGUAGUCGACAUUUACAACAAUGGCCCAUCAGCCCCAUUCAUCCCUCGGCGCAAUACAAUUGAUCACUCCGCCAGCCGCCUGCUAGGCAACGGACCAUCGACGCGACAGUCGCGCUUCAAUGGUACCUUCCAAACAAUGGAGAAGUUGUCAUCAGCCAAUCCAACCGGCUCUUCCGCCAACGAGUCCCUUCCGCCGUCUUCCGAGGCCAACUCACGCCUCCAUAAUAUUUUCGCUCCUCAGUCGCCGAUCGGCAAUGGCAUCCCUGAGUUCCCACGCAUAAGCGGCAAGUCCAUGAUUGAUCAAGAUAUCGAUGAGGAUACCGGUGAGCUGCUGAAGGAUCCGGUCGGUUACGCUGAAAAUGGACACACUGGGUCCGUCUCAGUCCCGCGACGAUCUACCAAUCCCCAGAUUCCCACCAGCCACUUCGCCAACCUGUCACUGACAACAAACAUCACGUCCCCGCCAGUGCAAAACUACACCCCUGGUGGUUCCUCGCACAUGAACGUUUCAACCCCAUCCUCGGCCUAUCCUCAGGCUGUGAAUGGGACCGUGGCCAAUCCUGCGUUUCCCUACGGCUCCCAGCAUACAGCCCGGCACAGUUUCCCGGCUGCCAACCCGAACGAUAUGAACCCACCUUGUAACACGCUGUAUGUGGGCAACCUCCCACCAGACACCCAAGAGGAGGAACUCAAAGCUCUAUUCUCGAAACAGCGUGGUUACAAGCGCCUCUGUUUCCGGAACAAGCAAAACGGGCCCAUGUGCUUUGUGGAGUUUGAAGAUGUACGCACCGCUGGCAAGACUCUCAACGAACUAUAUGGCUACAAACUCUCCAAUAGUAUCAAAACGGGAAUACGUUUGAGCUUCUCGAAGAACCCGCUUGGUGUUCGCUCAGGACAACAAGGCUCUAUGAGUUCGUCUAGUUCUCUCGCCGCGCAAGGUGCUAUGCAAGGAAACACUGGCGCUAGUGGGAUAUCGAGCCAUAUGUUCUCGACGGUCAGCGGACCACCUCCUGGUUUGUCCACACCGCCCGGCUUGAUGCCUCCGAUGGGGCUUAGGAACAACGGUGUUGUGCAUCCCUCCGGCUAUUCUCAUGGACAUGUACCUAUGAACGGGAUGAACGGAAUAAACGGUUCAUUCAACCCCAACCCGGGUUUGGGAAUCCGAGGAAAUCCCCUUAACCAGGCGAUGAUGCCACCUCAACCCUUGCACAACGGUGCAGCGAAUGGCGGUAAUAUUGGACAACGCUCAGGCAACGCUACCCCGAAUUAUCCCGAUUACAUGAUGGGGCGCUAG